UAAUCGACUAUAAGAAAAAUAUAUUUAUUUAGAUUGAACGUUCUUAUCAAUCGGGUGUGAAUACUUUUGGCUAAAGAUAUUUUUGAUUUAAUUAUAGAACUGAUACUGGAUAUAUAAAUAAUGGCUGCACAAUUUUUCAAUCGUAUCGGCCAACUGGGUCUUGGAGUUGCUGUCUUGGGUGGCGUUGUUAAUUCGGCGUUAUAUAAUGUAGAUGGUGGACACCGGGCUGUAAUAUUUGAUCGUUUUACCGGCGUCCAACAAGAAGUAGUUGGCGAGGGUACGCAUUUUUUCAUUCCAUGGGUUCAAAGGCCUAUUAUAUACGACAUCCGCUCGCAACCCAGGAAUGUGCCUGUUAUAACUGGCAGUAAGGAUUUGCAAAAUGUAAACAUUACAUUGCGUAUUCUUUAUCGCCCCAUACCCGACCAAUUGCCAAAAAUUUAUACCAUCUUGGGACAGGAUUACGAUGAGAGGGUUCUUCCAUCAAUUGCGCCUGAAGUACUCAAAGCUGUGGUUGCACAGUUUGACGCCGGGGAAUUAAUUACUCAACGUGAGAUGGUAUCCCAACGUGUAUCAGAGGAGCUUACCGAACGAGCCAAGCAAUUUGGUUUUAUUCUUGAUGAUAUAUCUCUUACACAUUUGACCUUUGGACGUGAAUUCACCCAGGCGGUAGAAAUGAAACAGGUUGCACAGCAGGAGGCUGAAAAAGCACGUUUCGUAGUAGAGAAGGCUGAACAGCAGAAAUUGGCAUCUAUUAUUUCCGCAGAGGGUGAUGCCUCAGCUGCAGGUCUUUUAGCUAAAGCAUUCGGCGAAGCCGGAGACGGUUUAGUGGAAUUGCGUCGCAUCGAAGCGGCUGAGGAUAUUGCAUACCAACUUUCAAGAUCACGGGGUGUUGCAUACUUGCCAGGUGGGCAGAAUACCCUUCUCAAUUUACCUGCGUCUUUGGCGCAGUAAACGACACUUAAAAACUUAUUGAAAAUAAUUAGCAUUUAAUAUACUAUAUAUGGUUACUUGUUUUUCUUUUGUACAUUAUCUAAAAGCUAAAGCUGUGUGACUGCUUCUAUUAGAUAAUAAUAAUAAGCUAAAGUGAUUUCCAAGUUUUGUUGUAUGGAAAUUCUAUAAUUUAAUUGUUUCUUCAUCUAUUUAGCUAAAAGAUGUGAAAAAUCGGGUAUGUAUAAAACUACUUUUUCCACGAUUA
Molecule: messenger RNA, 1195 nt
Organism: Ceratitis capitata (Mediterranean fruit fly)
Lineage: Eukaryota; Metazoa; Arthropoda; Insecta; Diptera; Tephritidae
Gene: Phb1
Product: protein l(2)37Cc
Exons: 3
Coding region: 121-951 (276 amino acids)
Biological process (GO): mitochondrion organization
Cellular component (GO): membrane; mitochondrion
Source: RefSeq, a predicted model, not a curated record